Molecule: messenger RNA, 948 nt
Organism: Raphanus sativus (radish)
Lineage: Eukaryota; Viridiplantae; Streptophyta; Magnoliopsida; Brassicales; Brassicaceae
Product: ylmG homolog protein 2, chloroplastic-like
Exons: 3
Coding region: 61-816 (251 amino acids)
Biological process (GO): chloroplast fission
Cellular component (GO): membrane
Source: RefSeq, a predicted model, not a curated record
UUAUCUUCUUACAGCUUCUCAAUUGUACGAAAAAAAUCUCAGAGACCUCUGCAGCCUGCAAUGGAGGAGGCGAGUAGUGCGAACGAACCAGCUAUCAAAAGAAGCCUCAAACCGUCUCCGUCAGGACCGAUACCGAACUUUUUUGUAUCUCUAUCCUCUGCAUUUACGCAAAAAACACAACUCGCGCGUCCGAACAAACCCAAUCUGCUACUUCAACCACCAGUUUCAGACUCCGUCAAGUUGAUUCAAGACCUCCAUCGUUCUCUUGCCUCUGUUACUGAGAAAUUCUCAGGCUUCUUCCAUUCUUUCGCCGGUAGGAACCCUUUGUUCCACGAAGCGGUUCGCUUGUCCUCCGAGUUUCGCGGUCUUUGCGACGAGGUUCGUUUGAGAAACACUACUACAAGGGUGAGUUUUGCGAUGGCUAAUCACGGUUUUGCAGCGGUUCUGCCUGGAGAUUCUGUUGCUGGAUUGGUGGUUGCUAACGGGUUGAUAAACUUCCUCAACAUUUAUAGCAACGUUCUUGUUCUCCGUCUAGUACUCACCUGGUUCCCUACUGCUCCUCCUGUCAUUGUCAGCCCCCUCAGCACUUUAUGCGAUCCAUACUUGAACUUAUUCAGAGGAGUCAUACCGCCUCUCGGAGGAUUGGAUCUGUCUCCCAUUUUGGCCUUCCUUGUUCUCAAUGCCUUCACCAGCAGUGCUAUGGCGCUUCCUUGUGAGCUCCCUCCAGCUGAAGGAGCGGCUUCUCCAUCAUCUCCUGAGACAAAGUGGACAAGAAGGAGAAGGUUGGCCAGCACCAAGAGGACCAUUGACCGAUGACCUGAAGCUUUCUAAAAACUCUCCUCUUUUCUACCUUUUUAGUCUUUGAAUAAACAAAGACUUGUGUCUCUUAUAUACACAACUCUGUAAGAUCUUGCACAAUUUCAAGGCAAUACUAAUCUUUGUUCUUCA